Molecule: messenger RNA, 3084 nt
Organism: Cyclospora cayetanensis
Lineage: Eukaryota; Apicomplexa; Conoidasida; Eucoccidiorida; Eimeriidae
Exons: 16
Coding region: 1-3084 (1027 amino acids)
Biological process (GO): protein sumoylation
Molecular function (GO): zinc ion binding; SUMO ligase activity
Source: RefSeq, a predicted model, not a curated record
AUGAGGUCUAUUGAAGAGCUGCAUUGCCACACGGUGGCAGAGCUGAGUGCUGCCUGCCGCUCCCUGGGACUGCCGGUUAAGGGCCCUAAGCGAGAUCUCGUUGGACGCCUCGUAGCGUUUGAAAAGACGAGGGGCCCCCUCCCCCCAGAUAUCUUAAGGCGCCGUCCCUACCACCGGCAACGUCCUCAGCAGCAGCAGCAGCAGCAGCAGCAGCAACAGCCUGCGAGUUCUCGCCAAGUCUUCGUGCAUCCCGGAAACCCUGGAGAAGACGCGCCUCCUGCAGACUUCCACCAGAGAGGGAAGCACCACCACUUCCUGCAGUUGCAGCAGCAGCAGCUGCUGCAACAGCAUUACCACCUGCAGCAGCAACUGCAGCAGCAGCAACAACUGCAGCAGCAACUGCAGCAGCACCAGCAGCAGCACCAACUGAGGCCCGGAGGCGGAGGACUCCCAGCUAGCCAUGCAGCUAGCCACGCAGCUAGCCACCCCCACCACCCAGGGCCCCAAAAGCCCCGCAACGCCCUAACAGGCGCACACACGCGGGGAGUUGCAGGAAGCAGCGAUUGCAUUUGCGGAAAUCAGCUCUCUCCGCAGCAGCAGCAGCUGCUGCUGCAGCAGCAGGACCCCCUGAUAAGCUGCUCCAUAUGCAGCACCCAAAGCCACCGCUUGUGCUAUGGCUUGCCGGAUGGCCAGACUGCUGCUUCGCCCGCCUUCGUGUGCGCGCUCUGCCACAUCCGGUUGAUGGAUCCUUUUAAUCCAGUGAUUCGCGUUUUCUUCGUUGGCGCGUCUCAAGACUGCCUUACGUUCUCGCUCGACGCCUCAGAGCUGAAGGCAUGGCGAGCAGCUGCCAAGGAGGUCGUUGUGAGAUGCUGCGAAGCGCUAACGCCAGUGAAUAUCCAAACGUGGCCUAGGACUGCGGAAAUUAUAUCGCAAUACUUGCGGACUGGCGUGAAUCAGAUCGAGCUGCGCACUACCAAUUAUAGUCCAGAGUCGAAGCGGUUCUUCCUUGCAGUUGUUCUUGGAGAGACGAAGGGGCCAGAGGCCUUGCAGGCAGCCAUUGCGGAGCGCCACACGCUGCCGCUUGCAGCGGCCAAAGCAAGGGCGCAGCAGCUGUUGCAAGGCCAGCAGCAGCAGCGGCAGUCGCAGCAGGGAGAGGAAAGCGAGGACGAAGAGGUCCAGUGCCUGGAAGUGGGCAGGCGUCUGAAGCUCCUGUGUCCUAUUACCUUUACCCGAAUCGAGGUGCCAUGCAGGGGCAGACUCUGCAGGCAUUUGCAGUGUUACGAUCUCGAGGGAUUUCUCCAGGUGUCACGGGGCAUGAAGGCCUUCAACAGUCGCUGGCGGUGCCCCCAAUGCCAUCUUGUGGUUCUCCCCCACGAUCUAGUUGUUGACGGAUUCUUUCUGUAUCUCUUGAAGCAGACGGGGGAGGACGACACCGAGGUCGAGCUGCAAGCAGACUUGUCUUUUCGCGUAUUGUCAGACGAAGAGCUCAAGGCGGAAUCCAAGAGAGCGGAGCAGCAGAGGCAGCUGGCGGCCGAGACUCUUCUCAAGCCCAAGGGAGAGGAGACUGAGCCCACCGGAAAAGUUGCCUUUGAAGUCGUUGAGAUGCUGAGCGACAGCGAUACAGAAGCCGCUUCGGAGGCGCCUGCAGAAUCAUCCGCAGCAGCAGCAGCAGGAGAUUCUGUGCCUUCAGUUACCUCUGAGGCUUUUGGCCAGCUUGCAGGUGGCUCCUCGGCCAGUAGCAGUCUCGUAGAGACUUCACACGGAGCUGUGAAGGAGGGGUCUUCUGGCGGUAUGCCUGAAGGCGAUGGCGAUUCUGGCAGAACGCAGGGAGGCUGCAGGUCUGAUGCCGAUGCUGGCAUCUCCAGCACCAUCUUGUACCGUGCCGUCCCUGCCUGCGCAGACGAGGAACCUUCGAAGAAGCGGCAAAGAAGAAGGGCGCCUGAAGGCUUUAGCGAAGAAGCAAAAUCUCGCAGCAGAACUGAAGUGCUGUGCCUCUCUGAUUCCUCGGAUGACGAGCAUCAACGGCAACAGUCUCAGCAGCACAAGACAGCAAUGGAAAGCAUAGCGGACGGAGAUUCUAGAGCAUCCACAGAUCCUAACAGUAGUCCGCUCUCGCCACGGCAGCAACAGCAGCAGCAGCAGCAGUCUUCACAGCAGCUGUCUUCUGAAGGGAACGGGGGUGCAGCUGACGCCCCUAUCGCAUUGGACUCAGACACUGAUGACGAUGAUCAGCAGGCACAGGCGAAAUUGCGAGAGGCUUCUACCCCUGAAGGGAAAUUGUUAGAGGCCUUUGCAGGGUCCAUGUCUUCAGUAGUAGGGAGUGAAGGAGCUGCCGCAUGCAGCCACAUCAGUAGCAGCAACACCAUCGGUGGAAGAAGCGCAUUCCCAGACGGCGGUUGUCAAUGGCAGGCGGGUGCACCUACGGACGGCCUUGCAGAAAGGGAUAUUUCUGGUCCUGACGCAGAUUCCCCAGCUGCAGCAGCGGAUAAUGAGGCAGCCGACGCUUCAGAAGCAGCCGCCUUGCUUGAAGAGAUCGAUUGGGUUGCAGCCUCUCAAGUUUCCAUUGCAGGUGUUGGUGCGCCUCUCACCUCCACUCAGCUACCUACUGCUGAUGCACUUGUAGGUGCUCCUACAGUAGCUGCUCCUACAGUAGGUGUUCCUGCAGUAGCUGCUUCUGCAGUAGCUGCUUCUGCACUAGAUGCUCCUACAGUAGGUGCUCCUGCAGUAGCUGCUUCUGCACUAGAUGCUCCUACAGUAGGUGCUCCUGCAGUAGGUGAUCUUGCAGUAGGUGAUCUUGCAGCAGGUGCUCCUGCAGUAGGUGAUCUUGCAGUAGCUGCAACUGCAGUAGCUGCUUCUGCAGUAGGUGGCGGUGUAGCGCUGCCGGGUGCUAGAGCAGCCAGCGAAGCAGCUGCUUGUACUGCCGCCCCUGCUGGCUCUUCACCACUUCCAUCAGCAGUAGACAGUGCUGAGACGGCUGCUGCUUCUUCUUCGUAUGGCUUCGCGGCAGCAAACAACGGAACUUUUGCUGCGGCAACAACGGCAGGCGAUAGACCCGCAGAUGGAGCUUUUGCUUUUGCAGCAUAA